CCGACCUGAAACAGCCUGACCUAAAAUGACUCUGUGGAGGAGAGGGUGCAAUGAAUUUUUCAGCGCUCCAAAAAUGGCGGCAAAUAUGGAUUUCCUUUCGUUUGCAUUUUCAUUUGUGGUGUUAGCUGGUGGUGUUAUUGGAUAUUUGAAAGCUGGAAGUACAAUGUCCUUGAUGUCUGGAAUUGUCUUUGGACUGAUUCUUGCAUUGGGUGCCAGCCAGACUUCACACAAUCCAAAAAAUGUCUGGAUCUCUCUGGCUGCAUCUGUGAUUCUCUGCGUCGUAAUGGGUAUGCGAUUCUUCAAGACAGGCAAAGUUAUGCCAGCUGGUAUGGUAUUUUUCCUCAGCAUUGGCUCGAUUUUAAGGCAUGCCUACAACUAUUACCACUGACUGAUUAACGAAACCGCAUAGAAUUCCUCGUAUGUAAGUUUUGAUAUUUCAAUAAAAUCUCUAA
Rhopilema esculentum is the source of this 452-nucleotide messenger RNA. Its product is annotated as transmembrane protein 14C. The record is from RefSeq and is a predicted model, not a curated record. Gene Ontology annotation, cellular component: mitochondrial membrane. Gene Ontology annotation, biological process: regulation of heme biosynthetic process. NCBI's taxonomy places the organism in Eukaryota, Metazoa, Cnidaria, Scyphozoa, Rhizostomeae, Rhizostomatidae.